ACCUAAUCCAAGACCAAAAUUCCAAUAUUUCCAAUAUAUCGAAGAUGAAAUUAAAAUAAAUAUUUUUAAACACGUCGAGCAUCCUUUCAAUUUGGCGAUAAGUUGCAAAAGCUGGUCUGCUAUUUCAAGAGAUCCACAUACAAAAGCCGAAUGGCUUAUAUCACGUUUCGGAAAGGCCCAUGCGUUAUUUUACUCAAUAAAGUUGGGCCCAAGCUUUAUCGAUACAUUAGUAUGUGAAAAUUUAUUUACAAGAGGGGUCAUCGUUUCAAGAUAUUUUAUCCAAAGGUUAUUAAUGCAAUUUGGAAAAAAUGAUCAAAAAUUGAUUGAACUUGAAAUCGAACAUAAUGUUGGUGUAUUACCACAAAAAAUUAAAUCACCGUGGGCAAGCAAUUUAUCUCUACCUGCGUUCCUUUAUUUGCUAAACGAAGGAUGUAAUAAGUUAGAUACUGAAGUUCCUUUAAGAGGAAAUGACAUGGAACUAUUUCAUUUCCUUUCGGCUGGUCCUCACGUGAUCGAUAAUGCACCUGGAAUGAUGCGAAAGAAUUUAACAGACAUCGAAGAUUUGGUUUUGAAUCAAAAGUUCAUCCCGUUUCCACCAAAGCCAAAAUCCGUUCGGCUAGAUUUGAAUCAUGACCCUCACAUCCUUCAACUUCCACCUCCGGAAGAGUAUCCUCCCAAGGACGGUUAUGAAAAUAGAAGACAUCUUAUUAUGAUCGCGAGAGCAAUAUUUAUUCAUCCAUAUUUAGUGACUUUAUGGAAACAAAUUGGUUAUUAUGAAAUUUGUAACGAUGUAAACGAUUUAGUUAUCUUAGGGGCAUUGACCAUUCUCUUCCCUUCAACUCCUACACCUAAUUGGAAUUGCCCCACCGUUACCGUUGUAAUUUCACGUCUUACCGAACUUAUAAAUUUGGGGUUUGAGUUAAGUAAUAAUGUUAUCAUUGACGCCCUCCAUAUGUUUAAACAUCGGUUGGAUGAAAUCGGUAAUAUCCUUUGGAGUGUUAUCUGUGAAAUACGAUCCGAUAAACCGCUUGCCUUUGGAUUAUUUCGAGAAGUAUUAAAACCAGAAAGAAAUUUAACAAGCAAUUAUUUGUUAAAUUUUCUUAAAACAAAAUUUGAUGAUCAUGAACAAUUUAUGAAACAAGUUGUUGAACAAUAUUUUAAAGAAGAAAAGAUAAGCGAUAUGGAAUCAAGAAGAAAAUCGCUGAUCCUUUCCCCCCGAGUCUACCAAUUCAUUCUUGAUACUUACGGACAUCAAUCCGAAUUGACCUUGAUGUGUUUUGAAGAUAUUCUUGCUUAA
This is a messenger RNA of Funneliformis mosseae, 1297 nucleotides long. The record is from the annotation of a GenBank genome assembly. NCBI's taxonomy places the organism in Eukaryota, Fungi, Glomeromycota, Glomeromycetes, Glomerales, Glomeraceae.